Molecule: messenger RNA, 1902 nt
Organism: Cornus florida
Lineage: Eukaryota; Viridiplantae; Streptophyta; Magnoliopsida; Cornales; Cornaceae
Exons: 4
Coding region: 1-1902 (633 amino acids)
Source: RefSeq, a predicted model, not a curated record
AUGGACAAUACAGAUACUGUAACAGCUCAACCACCACAUGUUUUACCAAUAGACAUAUCAGUUACGUUACCCUCACAUGCAAUACCAAUAGACAACAAAGGUACUGUAUUAGCUCAACCACUCCCUAUUACCCACACAUACAGACAAUUUGAAAACCAAUUAAACCACAAUCACCAUCCCCAGGCAAAGUUUUGGUUAAAUGUAGUGCAACAAGGUACCACCAAGAUGAAGUUUGAAUACAUUGUUCCGACCACUGAAACCUCAAAUGUGAUUGAACUACCUAAAGAAGUGGUUGAUGAAGGACUAAAAUUCUGGAGCUCGUAUCACUUGGUUGGGUUCUCAACUCAUAAGAAACUUCCUUACAAGGUGGUACAGACUGCUGUAACAAAAUUGGGGAAAUCAUUUGGCCUAACCAAUACCAUCCAAGGGGAGAACAACACCUUCAUCUUCAGAUUCAAGAGCUCUAUAGAGGUUGACACUAUUCUGUCUCAUGGUCCAUGGUCAUUAGCUGGACACCCUUUUUCAUUACUGAAAUGGAACCAACUAAACCAAUCACAUCCAUCUCACUUAGGCAGUCUACCAAUUUGGACCAAGUUCUACAAUAUACCACCUAACUAUUGGACUGCCAAGGGUUUAAGUUACAUUGCAAGUGCUGUUGGAGAGCCAUUUUAUGCUGAUGAAGCCACUGAAGCAAUAACAAAGCUGAAGUUCGCCAGAAUCUGCAUCAACUUAAAUCUGAACAAACCUCUCAAACAUGAAAUCCAACUCAAAAUGGAUGACUCGUCCUUUGUGGAUAUCAGGAUUGAGUAUCAAUGGUUACCAAAGAUCUAUGGAAAAUGUAGGCAACUCAAUCAUUCAGAUGCCAAUUGCCCUCUCAACUACAUUAACCCCACUCACAGAAAAGGGACAACAACUUCACCAUGCACAAAGGACCACAGCCCUGCAAUCCAACUAGUUUCUGAAUGGGUAACAGUGAGGAAGAAGAGAAAUAAAGUCCCACAAAAGAAGAAGAACAGGAACUCCAAGUUUCUCGAGCCUACAGUUGAGGGAUGCAAUAAGACUAUUGCAGCAACAGUUUCUCCAACUCAUGCCAAGUGGACCACAUCCCCCUACUUUCAACCACUAUCUUCACUCAGUGAUCCUGGUUGCAGCAUCCAGCUAGUCAAUAAAAGGAACAUGACAGCAAGAAGCUUGAAGAAAAUUGCAAGGAUAAAAGAGAAUGCCAAACCUGGAAGGUUGAAUCAACCCUCUAUACAAUCAGAGAUUAAGAAAUUAAUCUCCGAGAGAAAACUGGAUAUUGUUUCCAUAGUGGAGACUAAGGUAGUUAAGCUGAAUGUGGCAGCUAUCCAUAGAUUUAUUGCCCCUAACUGGCCUAUUACAAACAACUUUUCUUUCUCUGAAUUAGGAAGAAUAUGGAUUAUGUGGAACCCAAGUAAUGUUAAUCUCUCAGUUCUUAACUGCAGUAGACAAGCAAUCCAUUGUUCCAUCUCAGUUAUUGGUCAACAUACCUCAUUUUUUACUACUUUCAUCUAUGCUGCUAAUUGUGCCAAUGAAAAACAGAUCCUGUGGGAUGACAUAAUCCACCAUUCAGCCGUCUUUGCAGACUCUCCAUGGCUUUUAAUGGGGGAUUUCAAUGCCAUUCCCAAUAGAGGAGAGAAAUAUGGUGGUUCAAAGAAAUGGUCAUCAGCUAUGACAGAUUUCAAGGAGUGUUUUCAAUCUGCAGAAUUGGAGGACCUAAAAUUUUGUCGUAUUCUCUAUUCUUGGUCCAACAAAAAUAUAGGAGAAGCUUGCAUUAUAAAGAAACUCGACAGGGCUUUGUUCUUAAAGCUUGGAACACUUACAUCAAAGGAACUGCAAUGUUCCAAGUUGUCCAAAAACUCAAGUUACUUAAACCUAUCCUAA